UCAUGUGCGGGCGGGGAGUGUGUUGUAAAAAGGACGAAGAUCAUCGGACAUAGUUCACGCGCGCAUCUACCAUUCAGUCCUGUAUCGUUCUACGGUCGGUCCAUUAAAUCCUGCACCUUUCAGACUCCGGUUUGCCAUAGUUCUCAACAGUAGCCUCAUAUCAGGAGUAAAGAAAAACGAGACAUGGUGAAACGAAGGCAAAGAAGGCACUUCACUACCAGGAGGUUCCUAUGGCCUGCUCUCCUGCUGAUUUCGGCGGUUAUUGCAACAUGGCAGUGGAAAAGUCGACCGAAGCAUGUUACAGCACUCACUCCUACGGACCUGCCGCGCCAGAAAACGACAGCAUUACGCCAGAAAGCCAGCAAGGCCGACGAGAGCUACUUCCUAUCUGCUGCGGAAUUCACGCCAACAGUCACGGUGAGGUUCAUGGGAUUUCGAGAUGCCGUCGCAACGUAUGGACACGUCGAGCAAAGCCUCUUGGAACUCAACCGCUUCCUGGCUGUUCAACUAAGAGGGACAGUGAGUAGCGCUCCUAAAGCUCUUGCGCGUCGCCUAAGAACCCUUUCCGUGACGACGCGAGAACGGGUUCGAUUUCUUCAUGAAGAGGUGAAGUCUUUAGCGAACCAGGCAGGCAUUAUCAAGAAGAAAGAUGAAGCAUUAUUGGAGCUGAAGAACAAGGUCAGCAGGCUUAUCGAAGUGAAUCAGCAGCAGGACAACUGUUCGAGAGUCUUGUCGUGCCGUCUGUCCAGCCGACAUGGGUUCUCUUCAGGAAUCCACGAUGUGCUCUGGUGUCUUGUCAGAGGUGUUUUGCUGAAGCGUCCAGUGGUGGUAGAUUCUCAGCCGUGGAGGUAUGACCCGUAUGGUUGGAGUCGAAUCUUUCUUCCACUGACCGACAAGUGUCCUGAGAAGCCUGACCGUUCAUCAACUUGGCCAGGAGGCACCCACUACACAAAGGAUCGCGGAUCAAUUCUGGAUAUUCCUGACGAUAUAGCGACAGAAUUGGUCGGGCUUCACACUGACCCUUACGCUUGGUGGUUUGGGCAGUUCGUGGCAUACAUCAUGAGACCUUCGGUGUCCUUAUUUGACAACCUACGCGAAACGAAGAGAAACAUCACCUUCAGGUCUCCUAUUGUGGGCUUACACAUCCGACGCACUGAUAAACGCGGCGAGGCGGCCCGACACGAAAUAAAAGAAUACAUGGAACACGCCGAUGAGUAUUUCGCCAAUAUCGCGGGGCCAGUACCAAGGCGCAUAUAUGUGGCAACCGAAGAUCCUUCGGUUUUCCCGGAACUACGGAAAAAAUUCCCAAGAUACGUCAUCCUGGGCGACGAGAAGGCAUCCCAAGAUGCCAGCAGUAAAACAACACGUUAUUCACCAUCUGCUCUGCGGGCAGUCGUGAAAGACAUUUUCCUUCUUUCCCAGUGUGACUUAGUCGUAUGUACUUUGUCAUCUGGAGUGUGUCGUGUUGCCUACGAACUCAUGCAAGCGCGACGUACCGACGCCACAUCUCAUAUAGUAUCGUUAGACGUCGACUACUUCUAUGCAUUCGUUCGAUUCCCGCCCAGGCGUAUCAUCUACCCACACCGAGAGACCGCGCCCAAGGAAUUGCGACUGCGAGAAGGCGACUGCGUCCAACGAGUGGGUGAUAUGUCAGUCAGUUACGAAGCACGAAAUAAGAAAUUUUGGGACGGCUACUCUGUUGGUGGUCGCCAAGGAACAAAACUUACGGGACUCUUUCCAUUGUUCAAGAGCGUACCACAAGUGCGUGUUUUACCCAAUGUUAACAGAAACGAAUCUCUUCAAAGAAGCUGAGUCUGAAGCA
Messenger RNA from Ornithodoros turicata, 1822 nucleotides. Its product is annotated as alpha-(1,6)-fucosyltransferase-like. The record is from RefSeq and is a predicted model, not a curated record. Bases 184 to 1812 code for a protein of 542 amino acids. Gene Ontology annotation, biological process: protein N-linked glycosylation. Lineage: Eukaryota; Metazoa; Arthropoda; Arachnida; Ixodida; Argasidae. The transcript has 7 exons. Gene Ontology annotation, molecular function: alpha-(1->6)-fucosyltransferase activity.